Nanorana parkeri is the source of this 1135-nucleotide messenger RNA. RefSeq names its product myelin protein zero (gene MPZ). Gene Ontology annotation, cellular component: membrane. Lineage: Eukaryota; Metazoa; Chordata; Amphibia; Anura; Dicroglossidae. Gene Ontology annotation, biological process: myelination. The record is from RefSeq and is a predicted model, not a curated record. The transcript has 6 exons.
UUCCCCCCUCCAUCCCGUAUUCCAUCUCCGGAGGAAUCUGAGGGUGACUGGGGCUUCGAGCGUCCCCCAAAUAUUCGGGGAUCACACCGUACCAGACGAGCGAUGGAAACCCCCAGGAACCUGCUGGCUCUGGCCGCCGUCUUCGCUCUCACACUUUCUCCUAUCCUGGCCAUUGAAGUUUUCACUGACCGGGAGAUCCAUGGCACCGUCGGGUCAAAGGUCCAUCUGUCCUGCACAUUCUGGUCCAGUGAAUGGAUCUCAGACGACAUCUCGGUGAGCUGGCACUACCAGCCUGACAACAGCCGGAGCACAUAUUCGAUAUUCCACUACUCCAAGGGAGAGGCCCAUUUAGACGAAACGGGCAACUUCAAAGACCGCAUCGAGUGGGUCGGAUAUCCAAGAAGCAAAGAUGGAUCCAUCGCCAUCCUUAACCUGGACUACAGUGACAAUGGGACAUUCACCUGUGACGUGAAGAACCCUCCGGAUGUGGUGGGGAAGUCUUCCUAUGUCCACCUGCUUGUCUUUGACAAACCUCCAGUCCGUGCCGGGAUGGUCCUUGGUAUCAUCAUCGGAGCCGCGCUGCUCCUGGUCAUCAUUGUGGCCCUCCUGGUGUACCUCAUCCGUUACUGCUGGCUGAGACGACAGAUCCGAGUACAGAGGGAGCUCAGUGCCCUGGAACGAGGAAAACUGCACAAGCUAUCGAAAGGCUCCAAAGGCUCACGACAGGCCCCGCUCCUCUCCAUGCUGGACCAGACCCGCGGCUUCAAAUCCGCCAGCGACAAGAAAUCCAAAGGCCUGGGCGACUCCCGCAAGGAUAGGAAAUAGCAAUUAGCCGGCAGGGAAGGUACACAAAAGGCAGACGACGACUCCCCCCGCAGCUCUAAGGUGAUCUACACCAUCGAGAUGGAACUGAGGGGGGACGAAGGUGGGGACAAGCCCCACCGAGCCGCUGUGAAGUCUCCUAGCAAAAACAGCCUCAAAAACGCCUUAAAGAAUUUAAUCAGAAGCGACUCAGAGAAACACCCCUAAUCAACCAGAGACAGCCGGGGACCUGGGAGGAGUGACGUCCAAUGUGGAACCAAGACGGGUCAAGUCAACCAUCUUGUUCCUUGUCCAUUCUCUAAUCGGCAGCCUU